Messenger RNA from Tetrapisispora phaffii CBS 4417, 1236 nucleotides. It is a transcript of the gene RRP8, whose product is annotated as 25S rRNA (adenine645-N1)-methyltransferase. Gene Ontology annotation, molecular function: rRNA (adenine) methyltransferase activity. The transcript has a single exon. Bases 1 to 1236 code for a protein of 411 amino acids. The record is from RefSeq and is a predicted model, not a curated record. Gene Ontology annotation, biological process: ribosomal large subunit biogenesis; rRNA methylation. NCBI's taxonomy places the organism in Eukaryota, Fungi, Ascomycota, Saccharomycetes, Saccharomycetales, Saccharomycetaceae. Gene Ontology annotation, cellular component: nucleolus.
AUGUCCUUAUUUGCAGUCGAUGGAUGGGAUAUUAAGAGCAGUAAAGUCAUAUAUGACAAAGCUAACAGAAAAGAAUUAACUGAAGAACAGGAAGAGAAGAAGAAAAUUAGAAAGGAUAAGAAGAAGUUAAACAAGCAAAAGAAAAGGUUACUGCAGCAAGGAAAGAAUGUUGAUACAGAAUUAAACAACAAAAAGGAUGAAGAGCAAAAAGAGGAACAAGAACAAGAAAAGGAACCGAAACAAGAAGAACAUGCAGUAAAGCAAGAUUUGAAGAAAGCUAACAACUCCCAGAAAAGAAAACAUGAUGAAUUAAAUGAAUCCGAAGUAACUGAAGGAAAUAAUCCAAGCAAUAUGCAACCUAUAACGCCAAUUAAAAAACUAACGCCUUUACAACAAAAGAUGAUGGCUAAAUUGACUGGAUCAAGAUUUAGAUGGAUCAAUGAGCAAUUAUAUACGAUUCAAUCUGACGAUGCUUUGAAAUUAAUUGAAGAACAGCCACAAAUAUUUGAUGAAUAUCAUGACGGCUUCAGGUCUCAAGUCCAAGCAUGGCCAGAAAACCCAGUUGAUGUUAUGGUAAAUGAAAUUCGUGUUAGAUCUCAAAAACCUGUAAAUGCCCCAGGUGGUUUACCAGGUUUAAAGGAUAAAACGAUCGUAAUUGCCGAUAUGGGAUGUGGUGAAGCUAAGCUUGCCCUAGAUGUCGAUAACUAUUUUAAAGGCAUCAAUCAAAAGGCUAAAAAGCCAUUUUUUAAAAGAAAGCAUAAAGUUCAUAGUUUUGACUUGAAAAGGGUCAAUGAAAGAAUAACCGUUGCUGAUAUCAAAAAUGUUCCUCUUCCAGAUGAAUCAUGUUCUAUCGUUAUAUUUUGUCUAGCUUUAAUGGGUACUAAUUUCUUAGAUUUUAUUAAGGAAGCAUAUAGAUUGUUAACUCCUAGGGGUGAAUUAUGGAUAUCUGAAAUCAAGUCCAGAUUUAAUGAUAAAGAUGGUAGCGGUGAUGAAUUUGUAAAUGCUUUAAAAUUAAUGGGAUUUUUCCAUAAAACAACCGAUGUUGGCAAUAAAAUGUUUACAAGAUUUGAAUUUUUCAAACCAGCUCAAGAUAUAAUUGAAGAAAGAAUUGCAAAACUUGAGAGAAGACAAAAAUUCAUCGAAGUUGAGACAGAAAAGGAAGAGUUAGAAAAGAAAAGAACCAAAAUAGCAGAAGGUAAAUGGUUAUUGAAACCAUGUAUAUAUAAAAGGAGAUAA